Molecule: messenger RNA, 1763 nt
Organism: Grammomys surdaster
Lineage: Eukaryota; Metazoa; Chordata; Mammalia; Rodentia; Muridae
Gene: Tp53
Product: tumor protein p53
Exons: 10
Coding region: 119-1306 (395 amino acids)
Biological process (GO): protein tetramerization; apoptotic process; regulation of transcription by RNA polymerase II
Cellular component (GO): nucleus
Molecular function (GO): protein binding; RNA polymerase II cis-regulatory region sequence-specific DNA binding; DNA-binding transcription factor activity, RNA polymerase II-specific
Source: RefSeq, a predicted model, not a curated record
GAAGCUUCAGUUGAUUGGGACGAUUCUGGUUGUAGGUAGCGACUAUACUUAGGGGGCACCUGGGAUCUAGGCCCGCAUCUUACUUCCCGGCAGGGUGUCACGCUCCCCCGAAGACUGGAUGACUGCCAUGGAGGAUUCCCAGUCGGAUAUCAGCAUCGAGCUCCCUCUGAGUCAGGAGACGUUUUCAGGCUUAUGGAAAUCCAUACUUCCUCAAGAAGAUAUUCUGUCUGCUGCGGUGUUGUCACCUAACCCCAUGGAGGAUCUGUUCCUGUCCCAGAAUGUCGCAGAGUUGUUAGAAGACCCAGAUGAAGCCCUCCAAAUGGCAGCAGCUCCUCCAACACAGGACCCUGUAACUGAGGCCCCUGCACCAGUGGCCCCUGCACCAGCCACUCAGUGGCCCCUGUCAUCUUCCGUCCCUUCUCAAAAAACUUACCAGGGCAACUAUGGCUUCCGCCUGGGCUUCCUGCAGUCAGGGACAGCCAAGUCUGUUAUGUGCACGUACUCCCCUCCACUCAAUAAGCUGUUCUGCCAGCUGGCAAAGACAUGCCCUGUGCAGCUGUGGGUCAGCGCCACGCCUCCAGCUGGUAGCCGAGUUCGUGCCAUGGCCAUCUACAAGAAGUCACAACACAUGACAGAGGUCGUCAGACGCUGCCCCCACCAUGAACGUUGCUCUGAUGGUGACGGCUUGGCUCCUCCCCAGCAUCUUAUCCGGGUGGAAGGAAACUUGUAUGCUGAGUAUCUGGACGACAGGCAGACUUUUCGCCACAGCGUGGUGGUACCAUAUGAACCACCCGAGGUUGGCUCUGACUAUACCACCAUCCACUACAAGUACAUGUGUAAUAGCUCCUGCAUGGGGGGCAUGAACCGCCGGCCUAUCCUUACCAUCAUCACACUGGAAGACUCCAGUGGGAACCUUCUGGGACGGGACAGCUUUGAGGUUCGCGUUUGUGCCUGCCCUGGGAGAGACCGUCGUACAGAGGAAGAAAAUUUCCGCAAAAAGGAAGAACAUUGCCCGGAGCUGCCCCCAGGGAGUGCUAAGAGAGCACUGCCCACCAGUACAAGCUCCUCUCCCCAGCAAAAGAAAAAACCACUUGAUGGAGAAUAUUUCACCCUUAAGAUCCGCGGGCGCUCACGCUUCGAGAUGUUCCGGGAGCUGAAUGAGGCCUUAGAAUUAAAGGACGCCCGUGCUGCAGAGGAGUCGGGAGACAGCAGGGCUCACUCCAGCUACCUGAAGACCAAGAAGGGCCAGUCUACUUCCCGCCAUAAAAAACCAAUGAUCAAGAAAGUGGGGCCUGACUCAGACUGACAGCCUCUGCAUCCUGUCCCCCAUCACCAACCUCCCCCUCUCCUUUCUUGCCAUUUUAUGACUUUAGGGCUUAUUAUGAGAGCUUCCACUGCCUUUUUUUUUUUUUUUUUUUUUUUUUUUACCUUGUAGCUAGGGCUCAGCCCCCUCUUGAGUACUGGUUCCUGGCCCAGGUUGGGGAAUGGGUUGGUAGUUGCCAGGUCUCUGCUGGCCCAGCGAAAUCCUAUCCAGCCAGUUGUUGGACCCUGGCACCUGAAAUGAAAUUUCACCCUACCCCAUGCCCUGUAAGAUUCUAUCUUGGGCCCUCAUAGGGUCCUCAUCCUCCAGGGCCCAUUUUCCUUCCACUCUGCAAAGCCUGUCUGCAUUUAUCAGUCCCCCACCCUGUCUCCCCCCUUUUUUUUUAAACCCCUUUUUAUAUAUCAAUUUAUUAUUUUACAAUAAAAUUUUGUUAUCACUUGUA